AUGGCCAAGGACAGGAGCGAAAAGAAGGACAAGAAGGAGAAGAGAAAGAGCGUCGACGCGAGCGGUGUCAAGAAGGAGAAGAAGGAGAAGCGCAAGAGCGACGCAACCGCCGUGCUCAACGCCAUUGAGGACGCUGCACCCGGCGCCGUCGCCGUCGAUGCCGAUGGCGAUGUAAUCGUUGAUGUUGACGAGUCGUCCGCUGCCGUUCCCCUCGGCGCUCUGAAGGUCCUGAAGACUGUCAAGAAGGCCGCAAAGCAAAAGUGCCUCAAGCGCGGUGUCAAAGAAGUCGUCAAGGCCGUCCGCAAAACCACACCCGCCGACCCUGCCACAGCCCAAGUCGCCGCUCCCGCCAUUGUCGUCCUCGCCGCCGACAUCAGCCCCAUGGACGUCAUCAGCCACAUCCCCGUCCUCUGCGAGGACCACAACAUCCCCUACGUCUUCCUGCCGUCGCGCGCCGAGCUGGGUGCCGCUGGCAGCACCAAGCGCCCCACUUCCGUCGUCAUGGUCACCCCCACCGCCGGCAAGAAGGGCGAGGAGAAGGAUGACGAGUGGGACGAGGCUUACAAGGAGCUCAACAAGUUGGUCGUCAAGCAGGGCCAGCACGUCAAGGUUUAG
Messenger RNA from Aureobasidium uvarum, 615 nucleotides. The record is from the annotation of a GenBank genome assembly. NCBI's taxonomy places the organism in Eukaryota, Fungi, Ascomycota, Dothideomycetes, Dothideales, Saccotheciaceae.